This is a messenger RNA of Bacidia gigantensis, 612 nucleotides long. RefSeq lists its product as uncharacterized. The coding region runs from base 1 to 612 and encodes 203 amino acids. NCBI's taxonomy places the organism in Eukaryota, Fungi, Ascomycota, Lecanoromycetes, Lecanorales, Ramalinaceae. The record is from RefSeq and is a predicted model, not a curated record. The transcript has a single exon.
AUGUCUGGUCCUGUUCACAUACGAGUAAAGUCCACGUGUCAUCCUAUUCAGCAUCUGUACGCCAUAAACAUGGAAUUUCGAAUCUUCACCGCUCUCGUGAUUUCUUUUGCCAUCUCAGGGUAUGCGUCUACGAUCCCCACCAAUGCGCAGCCUCCAGACGCGUUGACUGCCACCAAUACAACCCUCGAAAGCAACUUUGAUCGAUGCUUUACCGUCGUAGACGAACCUAUGGGCCUUCCAAUUAGUCCCGGAGGCUGCGAACACAUAGCCAGGUACCUUGAGUCGAUUAUAGAUUACCGCCAUGUCAAACUACACACUGGGAAAGAUUUGCCAAUUCCAUGGUCGGGUCCGGGUUGCCAAGUCAGGUUGAGGGCGGACUACUGGGACUACGAUCGAUUCGCUUUCAUCGCCAUCGCAAAUGUCAUCCGGAACAUCCUCAGGAACUGUCCGCCUAAGAAAGGCGUAGGCGUGAGUUUAGGGGGCGUUAGUACUGUGGGAUUGGAGAAGGUGUUUCGGGUCGAGGUUCAGAAUGCACCUCCAGGGGAGAAUGGGAAUGAUGAGAUUGGCGCAUCGAGAGAUAAUCAGACUGUCCAGGUGGUGCCGGUUGAGUGA